AUGGCUCCCUUUGGAGGUGACUAUUUUGGCUUAGAUCUGAUUAGCAGCUUUGACUGUUUAUUUUAUGACCCAAUUACAGGUUUGCUGCCGGUGUAUUUUGGAAGCCUAGCUUUUUGCUACAUCUUGGUGUUUACGUGUAUGCUGCUCCUUCAAUGGCGAAAACAAAUCCUUCAGAAGCGCCGUGCAAAAGUCUGGAUGAAACAGUUGAAAGCGGAGUCUUAUUUUCAACAUGCAUUGGCUCAUAGGGCUGAUGAGGAAGCCCAGCCUAGAACAAAUACAGCCACCCGCAAUCCCGAUAACAUACUAGACUUAGAACCACAAAGCACUGUCUUACCUAGUGAGAAUAUUGUGGAGAGCAACGUCAAUUCUACCCCUCCACUUCUAGAUUCAGCUCCAUACAAACCAGUAUUUCAAGAAGUUCCAUGUGCUUGUGCACUCUCUCACUUGCCGCCACUGCUUGCGCAUUCAGCUUCUUACCCUUGCUCUACCAUUCCAGCAGAAAGUUCACCAUUCAGCUCGCCUCUAAAACCAACCAUCUUGAAAUAUGAUCCAUACAGUAUGGGUAGAAGGAUUUCUGCUUAGCGAUCAAAUGUGACGGAUGGGAAUAUUCUUAAGUGGUUUCAGUUAGAACUCAAUUAAAGAUCAGUUUCAAACUAUUUCCGUUAUCAUUCAAGCAUUGUUUUAAUAUUGGGAAGACAAUCUGCCUUCGACAGCUAGUGUAGAAAGAAAUCACUUCAGAAAUUAAAUUGUAUUCAGAAUCCGUUCAUAUAUCAUGAAACUGAAGUAUAUGUUCUUUCCAAGGUUUCUAAAUCUAUAUUUCAUCCCAAUUGUCCAAAGAGCUGAAUAUUAUUACAUGGCCAUACUUCAAUUUUAACUUCACUAACAAAUUACAUUUUAAAAUAUAUGAGUAAUAUCCAGAUAUAUCAAAAAGCAAAGUGUAUGGAAGUCUUUAUAAUUAAAACCAGCAAACAUUGUUUAGUCCUGAGUGUCUCACAUUUCAUUAGCAAAGUUAGUUAUGGCUAACAAAUGGCACUUAUAGUGCAGCCUUUUAAAACUUAAAGUAAAAUAUAGUACAAAUUAUGGUCCAACUCAGUGAAUAUUUUGGAGCAACUUAUUUUUUUCCAGUGUGAGAGGUAAUCUGGGAACAGCAACUGUUUUUACAAAUCAGUUUAUCAUGUUAUGCAAUUCUAAUAGACACAAUAGGAUUUUUUCAAGUGAACCGCAUUAUCAAAGAGAAAGCUGAAUGCUUCAGUUUAUUCUAUAACAUAUUUUUCUAGAUGAAAUAAAAUAACCAUUAGACCCAAAACAAACUAUUUUAUUUAGAUUUGACAUUCACAAUGCAUAAUAGGUGCAAAAUGCAACAGCUAAAUCCAGCUUUCAUUCACUCCAUUAGAGCUUUUACACAUUUGUGAGGUCCUAUUUUAUAAACCAUUUCAAUUAGUUUAAGUAGGACAAUGCAAAUCAAUUACCUUUAUACAAUGUAAAACCAGUGUACUUUCAGUGCAGUGGAUUCCAAUACAAAUCCUAAAGAACAAACACUAUGAUUCACAGCAGAGCAUUGUUUUUUAACAUUUUAAAGAUCAGAUUAGUUAAUUCAUAUUCUAAAGGACAUAAUUUUCAUUCUGGAGAUAUAAAAUCAAGACUCUUUUUUUAAUAGCAUAAAAAGCAGUACCACUUUUAAACUAUACCCAACACUCCCAUACAAGGAAAACAGGUUUCAAUCUUUCAAAACCCUUAAGAAUUAUUUCCUUUGCAAUGUUAUGCUUCUCCAUACAAAUAAACUACCCUUUUCUAUAAAUCUUAAUUUUAUUCAUUCUUUUCAUAUGAUUAUCUGAACAAAAAGAUAAGUAAUUUUUACUUUUUAAAUGCCACUAGAAUUUUUUGUGCAAUCACAAAAGAUACAAUACAUUCCACUGUUACAUUACCCUGUCCCUAUUCUUUCUAUUCUGAAUGUCCCUAAUUUUAUCAGAGGAUUCUAUUAUUGUGAAAUACCUGAAUAACCUACUGUGUUUUUCAGACUAUAAGACGCACCAGACCAUAAGACGCACCUAGGUUUAGAGGAGGAAGACAAGAAAAAAAUUAGUUUUUUGCCUUUGUGCGUCCCGUUUUUGCCCUCCCCAGCGACCAGAAGCACUCUACAGGCCAAAAGUGAGUCUUUUUUUUUGGCCUGCAGAGUGCUUCUGGA
Molecule: messenger RNA, 2185 nt
Organism: Notechis scutatus (mainland tiger snake)
Lineage: Eukaryota; Metazoa; Chordata; Lepidosauria; Squamata; Elapidae
Source: RefSeq, a predicted model, not a curated record